This is a messenger RNA of Globicephala melas (long-finned pilot whale), 1774 nucleotides long. RefSeq names its product RAB9A, member RAS oncogene family (gene RAB9A). Gene Ontology annotation, cellular component: lysosome; phagocytic vesicle; late endosome. Gene Ontology annotation, molecular function: GTP binding; GTPase activity. NCBI's taxonomy places the organism in Eukaryota, Metazoa, Chordata, Mammalia, Artiodactyla, Delphinidae. Gene Ontology annotation, biological process: Rab protein signal transduction; retrograde transport, endosome to Golgi. The record is from RefSeq and is a predicted model, not a curated record.
GGAGAACCCGGGAUUUAGCUAGAACUGACAGGCACGGAGCGGGUGAGGGCUGGGCGAAGGAGACCUCGAGGCCCCGCCGCCCCCGGGCCCCCCGACCAGGCCCCGCCCCGCCUUCCCAGGGUUCCCGCCGGCCAGGCCCCGCCCUCUUUUCCCCGGCCCCGCCCCGUCGCCAUGUUCCCUCGGUGCUGGACGGGAGCAGCUGUAGUCGGACCCGGACAGUGCUGCGGACGUCAGCUGGCCGCUGGGUCCUCGACCCUCUCUCUUUCCUCACUGCACCCGGACGGGCCGGCCCGGAGCUCCCGGGCUUCCUCCGUGUGGCUGCGAGCCACUUCUUCCAUCUAGACUGUGGUACUCUGGAGGCCUGCAGAUAAGUUCCUUUGGUUCUAGAGACGAACUUUUAGUCUACCCUCAUUUCUUACCAUUUCUUGGGCGGCCACUCCAGCACUGGGAGUUCUGUGCAUGUAAAUCCUAAACUCCCUGCACUCCUAUAAUGAGCCUGGCACAGUGGUGAACCGCUUUCCCUGUUGUCCAUGUCCAAGUGGAUCUCCCCGACAGCCCUAGAGGGUUUAGCUGAUUGCUAAAGUCAUGUUUUAGCUUGGGUGAAGAAUAUUGCCUUUGGGCAGUCCUUCUAAACUGGAGUAUAAAAGGCCUUCAUAUUACAUUUUAAGGGUUCCGAAAUCAGAGAUCUUGAGAUUAAAAAUGGCAGGAAAAUCAUCGCUUUUUAAAGUAAUUCUCCUUGGAGAUGGUGGAGUUGGGAAGAGUUCUCUAAUGAACAGAUAUGUGACUAAUAAGUUUGAUGCCCAACUCUUCCAUACAAUAGGUGUGGAAUUUUUAAAUAAAGAUUUGGAGGUGGAUGGACAUUUUGUUACCAUGCAGAUUUGGGACACCGCCGGUCAAGAGCGGUUCAGAAGCCUGAGGACGCCAUUUUACAGAGGUUCUGACUGUUGCCUGCUUACAUUUAGCGUCGAUGAUUCUCAAAGCUUCCAGAAUUUGAGUAACUGGAAGAAAGAAUUCAUAUAUUAUGCGGAUGUGAAAGAGCCCGAAAGUUUUCCUUUUGUGAUUUUGGGUAACAAGGUUGACAUCAGCGAGCGGCAGGUGUCUGCAGAAGAAGCUCAAGCCUGGUGCAGGGACAACGGCGACUAUCCUUACUUUGAAACAAGUGCAAAAGAUGCCACGAAUGUUGCAGCGGCCUUUGAGGAAGCAGUUCGAAGAGUGCUUGCUACCGAGGAUAGGUCAGAUCACUUGAUUCAGACAGACACGGUCAGUCUGCACCGAAAGCCCAAGCCCAGCUCAUCUUGCUGUUGAAGUUCGAGAGGUUGCCCUUGCGAUCUAACCAGGUCACACACAUGCACAGAUAAGCACAGGGUGGAGACAAGAAUUCGUGUUUGCAGCAAUGGAUCGUGUACUCAUAAAAUUAAACUAACCAUAUUGCUGCCUUGUUAGUGGGUGGGAGAAGGGACACAUCCACUCACAGGAGAAUCUCUUUACUCAGUAAUGGCACCUUACCUUUAUAAGUUGUAACGGUUGUCUAAUAAUGUUUAAUUUAAAUAUGUAUGUCACAGAGCUAAUAAAUGAGAUGACCAAGACUUUAUAAUUAAAACAAAACACUUGAGUAUUCUAGAAGUUACUGUUUUUUCCCCGGGAAAAUGGAGAACUACUUUUUCUAUGUGUAUAUUUUUAUGUAAUUAGCACUCUGUUCCUGGUUCAGGGAAAACAUGUCCUAAAGCAAUAAUGUUAGAUAUUAAAGAUUAAAAUCCAGUGCAUUUGCCGUGUA